This is a messenger RNA of Gallus gallus (chicken), 2066 nucleotides long. It is a transcript of the gene CFI, whose product is annotated as complement factor I. Gene Ontology annotation, molecular function: serine-type endopeptidase activity; protein binding. The transcript has 12 exons. The record is from RefSeq and is marked validated. Bases 36 to 1826 code for a protein of 596 amino acids. Gene Ontology annotation, biological process: proteolysis. Gene Ontology annotation, cellular component: membrane. Lineage: Eukaryota; Metazoa; Chordata; Aves; Galliformes; Phasianidae.
GGGGGAAUUUCUCUACAAAGACAUAAAACCUCAUCAUGAGAGUGGUUGCAGUUCUCUUGGUUUGCUUCUCUCUCUUUUCUUUCUGUCGAGCACAGAAUGAAUCAUCUAAUGAUACAGAAGAACAGUCUUCAUACGUUGAGCCUGCUCAGCCAGUUGAGCAAGACAGUCAGCCAGCUGAGCGAGACACUUACCUUAUAGAAGAAUGUUUAAGCAACAAAUACACACACAAGUCCUGUAAGAAAGUUUUUUGUCACCCAUGGGAACGAUGUGUGGAGGGAAAAUGCCUCUGUAAGCUUCCCUACCAGUGUCCAAAGAACGGCACUUCAGUUUGUUCUACCACUGGAAAGAACUUUUAUACUUAUUGCCACCUAAAGAGCUUUGAGUGUCAACGUUCCGAAGCAAAGUUUCUGAACAAGGGAAAAUGCAUGUCCACAGAAACAUUUAAAAUCUCCUUGGUCUACAAUGAUUCACAUUUGCUCCAAGUAAAACCUGUGAAUAAUGAGGACCUUUUUGUAUGUGACAGUAUGUGGACAAUGAAUGAAGCAAAUGUGGCCUGCAGACACCUUGGCUUUGAAUUAGGUGCUGAAUAUUACCACACCAUCUACAACAUCACAGAACCAUCACACUGCUUCCAAAUAACUUGCAGAGGCCUAGAGACAAGUCUUGCUGAAUGUUACAUAGAGAAGAAAUUAAGAGCUAGUAAUGAGGGAUUUGUUAGCCUCCAGUGCCAGAAAACUCUCCGAGAAUGUUCAGCUGGUGAGUUCCACUGUGCAAAUGACAAGUGCAUUUCUGUGACUAAAACCUGUGACGGUAUAAAUGACUGCGGAGACUUAAGUGAUGAACUGUGCUGUAAAGAAUGCAGAAACAACAGUUUUCACUGUCGAUCAAAUAUCUGUAUUCCAAAUAAGAAUGUGUGUAACAAAGAAGUUGACUGCCUAACAGGAGAGGAUGAAGCUCAAGCUCUCUGUUCAGGCAAACCAAAACAUGAGGAAAAUCACAGUAUGGAUGCAGAAAGAAAACUGGCAAAGACAUUCCUUCCCCAAAUAAACUGCGGUGUUGUAAAUCACACAUUAACUCGACGGAAAAGAAUCAUAGGUGGACAGACUGCAAGAAAGGGUGAAUUCCCUUGGCAAGUGGCAAUUAAAGACACUGGCACUGAAGGUGCAACAGUGUACUGUGGAGGGGUUUAUAUUGGUGGCUGUUGGGUUCUGACUGCUGCACACUGUGUCAGAGCAACUCGAGUUCAUCAAUACCGUGUCUGGAUUGGGCUGUUGGAUACAAUACAGUAUGACAAAGAGACAGACACUUACAGACUAAAGCAACUGAUAAUCCAUGAGAAGUAUGAUGCUGCAACAUAUGAAAAUGACAUCGCUCUGCUGGAGCUGAAAGGUCAUGGAAAAGGAGAGUGCUCCUUGAAAUACAGCACACCUGCCUGCGUCCCCUGGUCAGAGCAUAUGUUCAAGGCUGGCGAUAAAUGCAAGGUUUCUGGAUGGGGACUAGAGAAAGGUUAUACCAAACAAUAUGUGCUCAAAUGGGGAAAUGUUAAUUUAUUUCAGAAUUGUUCUGAAAUGUAUCCAGGACGAUUCUUUCAAAAAAUGGCAUGUGCAGGUACUUACGAUGGCUCCAUUGACAGCUGCAAAGGUGAUUCAGGAGGUCCCCUGGUUUGCUUUGAUGCAGAAAAUGUGGCUUAUGUCUGGGGUGUUGUGAGUUGGGGUGAAAACUGUGGGGAGGCCGGUCACCCCGGCGUCUACACACAAGUAGCCAGCUAUUACGACUGGAUUAGCCACCAUGUGUCAAGGAGUCUCAUUUCACGGUAUAAUAUCUGAAGCUCAGCAAACUAAACACUUGUUACCAUCCAUGCAGAAAUGAACACUAGUCCAUUUUUACUAUAGCAGCCAUGUGCCUUAGCAACUAUUAGUAUAAAUCGUGAAAUAAUGUAGUUUGAAAACGUUCAGCUCUCUACAAAUACUACAAUUUUACAGAAGUCUGUACAAAAGAGUUUUGCAGUCAUGUAAGUCCACAGCAAAAUUAUCAAAUAAAACCAUGUUUACUGCAGGGAAAUUCAA